AUGCCCUCACCUAGUGAUUCAAGCCAUUCACUGACUAGCCGACCGAGUACCAGAGGCCUCACCCAUCUCCGGCUCCACAGGCCUUGGCUCCAAGCUCUGCUCACACUGGGGCUGGCCCAGGUGAUACUAGGUGUCCUGGUGGUCACCUUCAGCAUGGUGGCUUCUUCAGUCACCUCCACAGAAAACAUAAAGAGGUCCUACCCAUCUUGGGCUGGCUUCUCGCUGGCAUUCUCAGGGGUAGUUGGCAUCGUAUCAUGGAAGCGACCAUUCACUCUAGUGAUCUCCUUCUUCUCCCUGCUUUCCGUGCUCUGUGUCAUGCUCAGCCUGGCUGGCUCCGUCCUUUCCUGUAAGAAUGCUCAGUUGGCACGAGAUUUCCAAGAGUGCUCAAUGGAAGGAAAGGUCUGUGUCUGCUGCCCCUCUUUUCACUUGCCCAGACCCUGCAGGGACUCCGGACAGGAGCUGAAAAUAUCCUUUAGCACAAAUUGUGCUGAUGCUCUAGGGGCUCUCAAGAACCUCCUGUUCAGUGUCUGUGGCCUCACUGUCUGUGCUGCCAUUGUCUGUGCCCUCUCUGCUAUUGUUUGCUGCAUCCAGAUAUUCUCUCUCGACCUUGUACAUACGCUGGCCCCUGAGCACUCAGCUUCAGGUACUCUAGGGCCCCUGGGCUGCGUGUCUCCCCCAGCUCCUCUGCUCCACACCAUGCUGGACCUGGAAGAGUUUGUGCCCCCAGUGCCCCCACCUCCGUAUUAUCCCCCAGAGUAUACCUGCAGCUCAGAGACUGAUGCUCAGAGCAUCACCUACAAUGGAUCUAUGGACAGCCCAGUGCCCCUGUAUCCCACCGAUUGCCCCCCAUCCUAUGAGGCUGUCAUGGGACUUCGAGGAGAUAGCCAGGCCACACUAUUUGAUCCACAGCUUCACGAUAGUUCCUGUAUCUGUGAUCGGGUGGCUUCCAUUGUGGAUGUGUCCAUGGACAGUGGGUCCCUAGUGCUGUCAGCCAUUGGAGACCUCCCCGGCGGUUCUAGCCCAUCUGAGGACUCUUGCCUGCUGGAGCUGCAGGGCUCUGUACGUUCCGUGGACUAUGUCCUCUUCCGAUCCAUCCAGCGUAGCCGGGCUGGCUAUUGCCUCAGCCUGGAUUGUGGGCUCCGGGGCCCCUUCGAAGAUAGCCCUCUGCCCCCAAGACCACCCCGAGCUGCCCGAUCCUACUCCUGCUCUGCCCCAGAAGCCCCACCGACACUGGGUGCCCCCACUGCUGCCCGCAGUUGCCACCGGCUAGAAGGCUGGCCACCCUGGGCUGGGCCGUGUUUCCCAGAAAUCCGUCGACGGGGGCCUCGGGGAGGUGGUCGAGGAGAGGCACCUCCAGCCCGGCCACCUGUCCGCCGAUUCAGUGACAGCUCAGGCUCUCUCACCCCCCCUGGGCACCGGCCUCCUCAGCCGGCUCCUGCCUUGCUGCUUCGAUCUCAUAGUGACCCAGGCAUCGCCACCUCCAGUGAGACUGCUGAUUUCAGGGACCUUUAUACCAAAGUGCUUGAGGAGGAAGCAGCUUCUCUCUCCUCUGCAGACACAGGGCUCUGCUCUGAAGCCUGCCUCUUCCGCCUUGCCCCCUGCCCUUCCCCCAAGUUGUUACGUGCCCGCUCAGCUGAGAAGCGGCGUCCAGUGCCCACCUGGCGAAAGGUGCCUCUGCCUUCUGGGCCUGCACCUGCCCACUCAUUGGGGGAUUUGAAGGGCAGUUGGCCUGGACGUGGCAUAGUAACUCGUUUCCUCCAGAUAUCCAGGAGGGUACAGGAGUCCAGUGGGCAUGGUGUCCAUGGUCAUAAGCAGGUACAACGAAGCCCUUGGGGCCGGCCUGGACGUGAAAGCCUCCACCUUCGAAGCUGUGGGGACCUCAGUUCUGGCUCAUCUCUUCGCCGCCUUCUGUCUGGCCGUAGGCUAGAAAGAGCUACCCGCCCUCAUAGUGUCAAUGGGGGCAGCCAAGAAAGCAGGCUCUGAGCCUUGACGUCACCACCCUUACUUGGCUCCGAACUAGGUUCUGUGCCACCCUCACAGCCCGUUAGGCCCAGGUGAAUCCAGGGCCACAAGCUUCUGGAUGGCAUUGGACCAGCUUCCAUCACCGCCUCCUUGCAACAGUUGGCAAGAAAAAUCUGCUGAAUACCCCUUGACCAGAAACCCUCUCCUUCCUGGCUCUGGGUGGGGUGGGGGAACAUUCCUUGCUGCUCAUCCUUUCCUUUCCUCUCCACCCAGGAGAGCUUUGCUCAUGCAUUGCAUGGGGCUACAGGGCCGUUGGGGGGAGGUUGCCUGGGGCUGUGCCCGCUUACAGCUGAUACACAAUGGGUGUGUGUUGGUUGGAGGAAGAACCAAUAAAUUCCUCUCCUCCCCCAAGA
Molecule: messenger RNA, 2375 nt
Organism: Gracilinanus agilis (Agile Gracile Mouse Opossum)
Lineage: Eukaryota; Metazoa; Chordata; Mammalia; Didelphimorphia; Didelphidae
Gene: ENTREP3
Product: family with sequence similarity 189 member B
Exons: 12
Coding region: 1-1983 (660 amino acids)
Cellular component (GO): membrane
Source: RefSeq, a predicted model, not a curated record